GCCCGCCCGGCCAGUCGCCCUGUUCUGCCGCGAUGCCCAACGAGGCUUCCUCCGAGCAGCUGCCGGGUGGCAAGCUGGCCGCCUUCGGGAAGUCCUCCGGCGCGGGAGCGGCGGCCGGCGCGGCGGCGGCGGCGGGCAAGAAGUCGCCGCGGCUGCCCAAGUGCGCGCGCUGCAGGAACCACGGCUACUCCUCGCCGCUGAAGGGCCACAAGCGCUUCUGCCGGUGGCGGGACUGCCAGUGCAAAAAGUGCAGCUUGAUCGCCGAGAGGCAGCGCGUCAUGGCAGCCCAGGUGGCACUGAGAAGGCAGCAAGCCCAAGAGGAAGAACUGGGCAUCAGCCACCCCAUCCCUUUGCCAAGUGCCACAGAAAUGUAUGUGAAGAAAGAGAGCAAUGCAAAUGGAUCCUGCUUAUUGAUGGAGAGCGGCAGCCCCACACAGUCCACAACAACCAUGGCAGCCACAGGGUCGGCCUCAGUGACAGAGGGACGGAUGCUCAUUCAGGACAUUCCUUCCCUGAGCAGCAGAGGGCACCUGGAGAGCACAUCUGACUUAGUUGUGGACUCCACCUACUACAGCAGUUUUUACCAGCCGCCUCUGUAUCCUUACUACAACAACUUCUACAACUAUCCCCAGUACCAGAUGGCUGUGGCCAGUGAAACCACCUCUGGAGACAUGGGGAGCACUUUGGUAGGAUCCCCUGCUAAAAACAGCCUCCGAAGUCUCCCAGCAACCUACAUGUCAAGCCAGACAGGAAACCAGUGGCAGGUGAAAAGCCCAGAGAACCGCCAUGGUAUGAGUUCCCAGUAUAGGAUGCAUUCUUAUUAUUCCCCCACAUCUUAUUUGGGACAGAGUGUUGGGACCCCUGCUUGCGUCUCCCAGAUUUUAACUUUUGAGGAGAGUCCUUCUUUCCCUGAAACAAAAGCAAAUGUAUUUUCACCUCCCAGUAGUCAGGAUUCUGGCUUGGUUUCCCUUUCCAGCAGCUCUCCCAUCAGCAACGAGAGCACCAAAGCAGUCUUGGAGUGUGAGUCGACCUCUGAUUCUGGCACCUUCACUGUUAACGCAGUCCUGGAAGAUGGCGAAUAAGCCAUGCUAAGCCAACCCUGGCUCCUCGGGAAAAGUGCCUUCUUGUUUGCUUGUGGUUGUCUGUUUUAUAAUGAUUGAUGCCAAAGUAACUGUUGAAAAAGAAAUGUUUGAUUUAUCCUGUUUCUGCUUUCUGUGUGUGCUGAACUUUGAGGGACCAUUCCCUCAGUCGUUGAGGGACCAGAGCCAUGAAGAUCUCUGUGGUCCUUUCAAUACUGUCCAUUAGAGGGACACACAAAUUACUGAGUAUAAUUGUAGUAUAAAAACAUGGCAUUUUGCCAAUAACACAUAAUCACAGUUAGAUGAACUGCUAUGAUACUUAAAUUUGUGUAUAUACGAUUUCUACUGUGCAAAUUUGUUAAUUCCUUAAAAAUGUUCAGAAGCCUGAUGCAGAGUAAAUAUUUUCACUUAAAACUUUUACAGUGCGAUCCUAACUAGAGUUACUCCAGUCUAAGCCCAUUGAAGUCACUGGGCUUAGACUGGGUUAACUCUGUUUAGGAGCGCACUGUUAAGAGGCUAUAGAAGAGCAAAGGAUGAUAGGAAGGUGUAAGGCUGCAGGUUUUACAAACCCCUACAGUGAAAAUAACUUUUUAAAGAAGAAAAAAAACCUCUUUUAUCUUUAUGGUUGUUUGUUUCUACGGAAGAUGUUCGUCUCUGAACAGGCAUGUUUUCUCCCUGUGGCAUAAAAUUAAUAUAAUUUUGCAUUUUUAUGAGUUAACCUAUUGGCAUUAGGCUACAAUCUUAGCUUCAUAUGGACAGUAUCUUUUAAAAAGUUAUUAUGGAUUUUCAGCAUUGUAUUAAAAAUUGCUUAGCAUGUACUUUCCUUGGGUUACAGAAGCCAACCUGAAAUGAAACUAGUCUUUUAAAAAAGUAUUCAUUGUUCUCUGUAGUUGCAGCAGUACCUGAAAUAAAAAUGUUAUUGAUGACCAAA
Eublepharis macularius is the source of this 2010-nucleotide messenger RNA. It is a transcript of the gene DMRT1, whose product is annotated as doublesex and mab-3 related transcription factor 1. Gene Ontology annotation, biological process: regulation of transcription by RNA polymerase II; sex differentiation. Gene Ontology annotation, cellular component: nucleus. Gene Ontology annotation, molecular function: RNA polymerase II cis-regulatory region sequence-specific DNA binding; DNA-binding transcription factor activity, RNA polymerase II-specific. The record is from RefSeq and is a predicted model, not a curated record. The transcript has 5 exons. The coding region runs from base 33 to 1082 and encodes 349 amino acids. NCBI's taxonomy places the organism in Eukaryota, Metazoa, Chordata, Lepidosauria, Squamata, Eublepharidae.